AUGAUGGUGUUUAAGGAGGCUUUCAAACGCUCAACGGAAAAGUGACUAGAGAACUUCAAAACCCCAGUGCCCAAUCCCUAAUCUUGAAACUUGAAAUUUGAAGAACGAAAUGGAUGAUUGGGAAUUGAGCGCAGAGGAAUUGGAUUUCCUUGAAAGAGAUGCCCUCAGGCAAUUGGCCGAGCGUAAUUCCUCUUCCGCUGCCGCGACAACUAGUUACAGUAACAUUAACAGUAACAGUAGCAACUCCCAUGUACCCAGCUCUCGACUGGGAAUCGUUCCGUCAUCUCGUUCCCCGGCCAAGCCCGCCUUCCUCUCCUGUCCAACUGCGACCAAUCAUACAGUUCCCAAUUCCCUUCAAUCAAUUUCCCAGAUAAAUGCUUCACCUCCUGCAUGUAGAAUGUUACCUUCAUCAGUCGCCCCGAAGUUGACUGGUUCAAUUUCCCAGAUAAAUGCUUCACCUCCUGCACGUAGAAUGUUACCUUCAUCAGUCGCCCCGAAGUUGACUGGUUAUAAUUCAUUUGCAAAUGAAGAAGAUCCGUCGAAGAAACUGCAGCCUAAGAUCACUGUUAAACUUUUUCUACACGCAAGCAGAAACAUUGCUGCGAAAUUUCCUUAUGAUCAGGUAGUUGUAGAAUGUUUCCAUAGAAUUACCAAAGCCAGCUGGUAUGCAAAAGAAAGAUUGUGGAUGUUUCCUCUGUCAUCAUUAUCUACAGCAGAAAAAGUUCUCAGUGGUGUUCCUGGAUCCAAUGUUGAGGUGGAGAACUUGGAUCCUUUGGUAAGGCGUGCUAUUGCUGCUUCCUCUGUACUUCCCGAUCUAAGAGGUAAAUUUUCAUUCAUAGAUUGCUGUUGUUCUGAUGCUUUAUUGCAGAUGAUCCAUCAGUGGCUGGAUAUACCAUCUUCAGAUAUACUCGUAGUUCUAUCUCAGUGGAGUGGGUCAAACAGAGGUGGAUUCAAUAUUAUGACGUCAAAUACCAAGAGGUCUAUCCAUCUUGAUGGUGUCUUCAACAUCAUAUCAUACGAUAUUGUACAGAAAUUACAGGAUGUUCUCAUGGCAUCAGAAUUCAAGGUAAGUAACUGCUUCAACAUUUCCUGGUUGGCUGGUCUUGUACCUGUUACAAUUAGUUUUACGUUCGUGCUCUUUCCAAGUAAUUCGUUUGACUUGACUUGGAUGAAAACAUGGAUCCUCUCUCUCUCUCUCUCUCUCUCUCUCUUACACACACACACACAUUUUCCGCGUCGUAUUAACUUUGUUCGUGAUUUAUAGAAAGCUCAGUUCGUAAUGUUGCUCAGUGGAACACCGGCUUUGUCAAGACCAAUUGAAUUAUUCAAACAGUUGGAAGCGCUGUAUCCUGAUGUAUAUAAAAAUGUUCAUGAAUAUGGAAACCGGUAUUGCAAGGGUGGCGUAUUUGGAAUCUAUCAAGGUGCAAGUAAUCACGAAGAGCUGCACAAUUUGAUGAAAGCCACAGUGAUGAUCCGGAGACUUAAAAAAGAUGUUCUCUCUGAGCUUCCUGUGAAACGCCGACAACAGGUUUUCUUGGAUCUGGGGGAAAUGGAAAUGAGACAAAUUAAUGCUCUGUUUCGUGAGCUGCAGGUAAUUAAAGGAAAAAUUAAGUCAAGCCAGUCGAAAGGAGAAGCUGAAUCACUCAAGUUCACUGAGAAGAAUCUUAUUAAUAAGAUAUAUACGGACUCUGCAGAAGCAAAGAUUCCGGCAGUUAUGGAUUACCUGGGAACUGUGAUUGAGGCCGGUUGCAAGUUUUUGAUAUUUGCGCAUCAUCAACCAAUGAUUGAUUCGAUACACCAAUUUCUUCUUAAGAAAAAAGUUGGCUGCAUAAGGAUUGAUGGCAGUACACCAGCUGCAUCAAGACAAGCACUGGUGACAGAUUUUCAGGAAAAAGAUUCUAUAAAGGCAGCAGUGUUAUCCAUCAAAGCUGGAGGCGUUGGCUUAACCUUGACAGCAGCAAGCACAGUAAUUUUUGCAGAACUAUCUUGGACCCCAGGGGACAUGAUUCAAGCAGAAGAUCGUGCUCAUAGAAUUGGCCAAGUGUCAUCGGUCAAUAUAUACUAUCUGCUGGCAAAUGACACAGUUGACGAUAUAAUAUGGGAUGUCAUUCAAAGCAAGUUGGAAAACUUGGGACAGAUGCUUGAUGGCCAUGAGAAUUCCCUACAAGUUUCAAUUGAUCCAACACAGAGCAGUCAUGCGAAACAAAGAAAAAUACAGAGCAGUCCUGCGAAGCAAACAACUCUGGACUCCUUCUUGAAGCCAUGUAGAAACUCCUGCUCGGAUGAUGAACCUAAGUCUAAAUACCAAAGACAUUGACAUACCGAGAACAAUGUCAUUCUAUGUUCGUCUGUAGAUGCGAAAAAACUUGAAUAUCAUAGUGUAAUUCUUCACCUGAACAGCCCGGGACAUUUUCAUAAAGCAACAUUGACAUCCUAUUUCAACGUUUAUGAUAAAUUUGGAAGUUAUUUGUUGUUUCUUCGAGCCCCAUGUAAUCCAUUUGGUCUAGGCCUCACUCAUGAUGGGACGAUCUAACUUAGUCCACCUAUUUUGACACCUUUGAUUUUCAAUUGAGGAUUUGCAGGUGUGCUUUUCA
Molecule: messenger RNA, 2594 nt
Organism: Olea europaea var. sylvestris
Lineage: Eukaryota; Viridiplantae; Streptophyta; Magnoliopsida; Lamiales; Oleaceae
Product: SWI/SNF-related matrix-associated actin-dependent regulator of chromatin subfamily A-like protein 1 homolog
Exons: 22
Biological process (GO): replication fork processing; DNA repair
Cellular component (GO): nuclear replication fork
Molecular function (GO): ATP binding; ATP-dependent chromatin remodeler activity
Source: RefSeq, a predicted model, not a curated record